Messenger RNA from Racocetra fulgida, 666 nucleotides. NCBI's taxonomy places the organism in Eukaryota, Fungi, Glomeromycota, Glomeromycetes, Diversisporales, Gigasporaceae. The record is from the annotation of a GenBank genome assembly.
AUGUCCUCUCUCAAACCACCGAAAUUCGCGUUGAUUGCCGCUGCAGAAGAAAACUGGGGGAUCGGAAUUAAUAAUGCACUUCCAUGGAAACUUAAAAAGGACAUGGCAUACUUUGAAAGGGUUACUAAAAAGGUGUUAACGUCAAAUGAAACUACCGAUACAUCUCUUGUUACUCCUAACGAGAAAAUUCAAAAUGCCGUAAUUAUGGGCCGUAAAACUUGGGAAUCUAUUCCUCUUAAAUAUAGACCAUUGAAAGACCGAUUAAAUGUUGUUUUAUCUAGAAAUGAUGCCAUUUCGAGUCUUACUGACAAACCUACGGUUGCACGCAUUUUUAUAAUUGGUGGUGGUGAUAUCUAUAAAGAAGCAAUAGAAUUGCCUCUUUGUGAAUACAUCUUGCUUACUAAAGUGUAUAAGAAUUUUAACUGCGACGCUUUUUUUCCAAAAAUUGAUGAAAAUUUGUAUGAAUUAGCAAGUCAUGAUGAAUUGGUGAAUUUUACCGGUGAUGAUGUUCCGAAAGGUAGGCAAUGUUUACGUAAUUCACAUGGAUCUGGAAAAUUAAAUAGUAUUAGCGUUAACGUUGGUACACUUAAUAAAGACGAAGGUGAUGAUGGUUCAAAGCGAUUGCAACAACAAGAUGUAAUAAAUCGUGCUAAUGAAUACAAGUAG